UCUCCCGUCAAUAACGUCACGGUGGUUGGGUUUUGUCCUCAAAUCGCGCGAGAUCUCCUCUAUUGCUGAGUUGUCCCCGCACGAGACAAUCCAGCGAGGCGUUCAGCAGAGGACUCCCCGGCUAAGCUCUCCUAUAUAUAUUGAUGGAUAUAUCCCAGCUGGAGGAGUCUAGCUAACAGAAAAGUGUCCGUAAUCACAAUUAUAGCAACACACGGAUAUUUGACAACUUCAUCUGAAUCAUGGGGAACAUUUUCGGGAAUUUGCUGAAGAGCCUCAUAGGGAAGAAGGAGAUGAGGAUCUUGAUGGUGGGGCUCGAUGCUGCAGGAAAAACAACAAUCCUCUACAAGCUCAAACUGGGCGAAAUAGUCACCACCAUCCCAACCAUCGGGUUUAACGUGGAGACGGUGGAGUACAAGAACAUCAGCUUCACUGUUUGGGAUGUGGGCGGGCAGGACAAGAUUCGUCCUCUGUGGAGACACUAUUUCCAGAACACACAGGGUCUAAUCUUUGUGGUGGACAGUAACGACAGAGAGCGUGUAAACGAAGCGCGAGAGGAGCUGAUGAGGAUGCUGGCUGAGGACGAGCUGAGAGACGCAGUCCUGCUUGUGUUUGCCAACAAACAGGACUUACCCAACGCCAUGAACGCUGCUGAGCUCACAGACAAGCUGGGUUUACACUCGCUGCGCCACCGCAACUGGUACAUCCAAGCCACCUGCGCCACCAGCGGCGACGGCCUCUAUGAGGGUCUCGAUUGGCUGGCCAAUCAGCUCAAGAACAAGAAGUGAGAAGAAGACUCGAAGAAAGGAGCCGUCCAACUUUUUACCUGUUUGGGAAAUUGGGGGCGGGGGUCAGGUACAGGGGGUUUUGAAGAAUAGGCCAGAUUCUGGGAUUGUUGGAGAUUUUGAGCUUUCAUUUUGUUGUCCGUGGAGGUUCUCUAUUUAAAAGCAGAAUUUUAUACACUUCAUAUUCAACCGCUCACACACACAAAUGCGCACACAAAAACACACACAAACAAAUGCAAACUAAAUGUAGGCAUUCACAGCAAAUAUUUUUCCGGUGUCCACCCCUUGUUCUUAGGUGCCACGUACUGUAUGUCCAUAAGUGCUGUACCAAGUUGUGUGCGACUCCACUGAGUCAGCAAUGAGUUAAAUGUGACUUUUUGUGUGUCUUUUUCAACUGUCGGUACUUCGUACAAAGAACUAAUCUGUAUCAGUUGCACUUCUUCUUUUUUGUGGGUGUUAGGGAGCAAUCGCAGCUCGCUGAUUAAACUGUGAGAGCAAUGCUUGAGACACUUUGAUUCUCGCAUCAUGUGUGUGAGCGUGUCCACAAGCUAAAUUGUGAUAGUGCAAGUGGCCCAGUCAGUAUUCACCAUGGAAAAGACACAAGACUGGAGAUUCCCCAGUCGUGUCUCCUCUUACUGCCUCAUUUUGAAAAUCUUUUGAUAUCAGUGGCUUUUACUCCCCGCGAGCAUUGAAGCCGCCCCUUUUAAAUAUUUUAAAACGCACAACAUGUCUUCGACCGCCUGUGCUGCUCGCACUUGGGUUGAUCUCGCUUGUUGUAUACUUCACCGUCCUCGGAGCUGCAAGCAUGUUUAUGCUGUUUGUGGAUUUCCUCUAUCUUCCAUCCUCGUGUUCUGCUGCUGGAUGCAGAUACUAACCAAACCACCACUCUCUGCAUUUAGUUGUCAAUGCGUCCUCGGUACAGUUUAUUGUUACACUUUAUGCUCUUUUUAACGUGAAAGCAGUAUACAAAAGACAAACGAUGCUGACCUGCACAGCGUGUCAGUCUUCGUAGGUCCACACGAGUACUCAAACUGCAUCAGGUUGCUCUCGCUGUGAAGAAGAUAACUUUAUCUUACUGAAUGUGAAUCUUGUUGACAAAUCUAUAAAUGACUAAUAUUAAUUAGACAUGCAUAUUCCUUUAUUUCUGUGAUAACAUUAUUGAAAGCAGGGUAAGCCGAACAAUUCACUCAUCCGCUGACCACCGCUAACACCAGCAGAAUCCAUUGAUUCGGUUUAUUGUGUGCCAUACAUGGGUCCUACUACUCCUACACCAGAGACACAACAACAUACUCUAAAUCCACGAUGAGCGCAUUGCUUGUGGUCAGCAUAUAUGUUCUAAUCAUCAUUUUGAUUAUUGGGGUUUUGUGGCCUUAUAUUUAGUGAAAACUUGACUUGGUUUUAACCUUGUUACUGAAUUAUUGUAUAGCUUUGUUUGUUAAUGCUGUCAAAAAAUAUCUUUUGCACCACAGUUAAAGAUCAUAUAUUAAAAUGUUUGUCUUUUUUCCUGGCGGUACUAUAUUCAUAUUUGCUGUUAGAUUUAUUCGAUUUUCUUUUUGGUUUAAAGACAAAUUGAUGUAGACAGUGUCUUUGAAUCAAUGAUAAAAAUGUACCGUUAAAGUUAAACAAAUAGAUAGAUAAAAUGCUGAUGACUUUGUGUUACUCCUGGCUUUGAAGUAAAAUAUAUUAAAUUCAUGUGCACAAGUGAAUGAAAGGAUGGAGAAGAUCUUGCUGUGACAAACUGUCACCAGAGGAGAGCAGCGUUUAGCCACAGUGUUGUUGUGGUUUCUACAUUUUAUAAAUCAAAGUGGUGUCUAAUUUAUCUGUUUUGCUCUUUGUUAAGGAACACAAAAAAACGCUCAACAUUUUUUUUUAUCGUUAGGAGGUGGGUCUGUGAAUCUCCAACCCACGAGGAAGGAAAUUUACAAGUUAAAAAGAAAAUGCCAGUUUUUUUUUAAAUGGUUGUGUCCUUAAAAUGGGCGUUUUUGUCCAAGAAGAAUAACAAUUAGUACAUAACAAAUUUACACACCAGAAUGUAUUCUGGUCAGUGGGGACUCCUGUUGGAGAAAACAUUUAAGACCAACAGAAAAGCAGCUUUUCAAAAGUAACAUGACUUUUGAAUUAAACAAUUGCAAACAUAUAAUGCAUUUCACAAAAUGUUCUGGUCUGCAUGAAAGCUAUUUGCAAUAAUCGCCCCAGUAUUUCUGAAUUCUUGGACGUUUUUAUCAUUAAGCGAAGUUUCUUUCAGUUAUUCUCUAUCAGUCUGCUGAAAACAUGUUUACUCUAUGUAGAAAAGCCCCUUUGUUUCAGUUGACUGAGUGGUUCCUGCAUACCUGCUGCUGCUGGUAAUUUGUUGGACAUCACAAGGAACACGUUUAUUGUAACAACACAUUUCUGACUGAUGCACAACCCUCCACUCUGUGUGUGUGCCUGUUUGUCUUUUCUUUUAUUGAGAAUUAAAGUGCAGAGAGUAGAGACUAAUAUUUUCCUUCCGCAACCACUUGUGAUGUUACGAUCUUAUCGUGUGUCCUUCUGGUCCUCAGCAGGGCGUUUCUGAAAAAAGAAAUACUUUGAGAAAGACUUCCUGGUAGGAGUCAAAUAUUAACUAUUUGUUUUAAAGCUCUUUGUGAAUUUCUAAUAAGUGACUGGAAAAGAAGUGUAUGACCUUCAGGUGAACAAGAAACAUUUUCUCAGUGUAUGUACAACUCUAUGGAAUUAAACCUAUAUAGAUGAAAAA
Molecule: messenger RNA, 3516 nt
Organism: Pungitius pungitius (ninespine stickleback)
Lineage: Eukaryota; Metazoa; Chordata; Actinopteri; Perciformes; Gasterosteidae
Product: ADP-ribosylation factor 3-like
Exons: 5
Coding region: 240-785 (181 amino acids)
Biological process (GO): vesicle-mediated transport; intracellular protein transport
Cellular component (GO): cytoplasm; plasma membrane
Molecular function (GO): GTP binding; GTPase activity
Source: RefSeq, a predicted model, not a curated record